Molecule: messenger RNA, 1212 nt
Organism: Botrytis byssoidea
Lineage: Eukaryota; Fungi; Ascomycota; Leotiomycetes; Helotiales; Sclerotiniaceae
Exons: 2
Coding region: 1-1212 (403 amino acids)
Molecular function (GO): starch binding
Source: RefSeq, a predicted model, not a curated record
AUGUCAAGAUCUUUUAGCAUUCUAUAUAUGCUAGCAGCAGCCAAUUUGGCAUCUCUAGUAAAUGGUCAUGGAUAUAUGAACAUCCCCUCUAGUCGAACAAGCAUUGGCCAUUCAGUUGGCAUCGACACAUGUCCCGAAUGUACUAUUCUCGAGCCCGUCACCUCAUGGCCUGAUCUCGACGCCGCUCCCGUGGGACGCAGCGGUCCCUGCGGCUACAACGCUCGCGUGAGCGUCGACUACAAUUACCCCUCCACAAACUGGGGCAACAGUCCCGUGACCACCUACACCGCCGGUCAAACGGUCGACGUACAAUGGUGCGUGGACAACAACGGAGACCACGGCGGCAUGUUCAGCUGGCGCAUCUGUCAAGACCAAUCCAUCGUGAACAAAUUCAUCACUCCGGGCUACAUCCCUACCGAUGCCGAAAAACAAGCUGCGGAAAAUUGUUUCGACGCCGGUUUACUCCCCUGUACCAAUGUCACCGGCGCAACCUGCGACUACAACGCAGAUUGCAUACCCGGCCAAGCAUGUUAUCGCAACGACUGGUUUACCUGCAAGGGUUUCAAUAGCGGGACGCGCUGUCAAGGUGUGGAUGGCUCCGCGCUCGGGUCCUGCUACACGUCUAUCGCGGGCGGAUAUACCGUGACCAAGAAAGUCAAGAUACCCAACUACGCAUCGAACCACACGCUCAUUUCUCUGAAGUGGAAUUCUUUCCAAACGGGCCAGAUCUAUUUGACCUGCGCCGAUAUCGCCAUUGUUGGUUCCGGCAGUGGAGGCGGCGGCUCCCCGACAACCACGAGCAAAACAUCUUCUACCUCCACCACCCUCAGCACAUCCACCAAACCUACCACCAGCAGCAGCAGCGCCACAAGCAAAACCACAACCUGUGCCUCCAUCCCCUCCCUAAUCCCCAUAACCUUCAACACCCUCACGACCACGAGCUACGGCCAAGCCAUCAAACUCGCCAGCUCUGUCGGCGCCCUCGGGAACUGGGAUGCAUCUGGCGCCGUCACCCUCUCAGCCGCCAACUACACGAGUGCAAAUCCGUUGUGGACGGGAACCGUGUUGUUGGCGCCCGGACAGGUGGUGCGGUACAAGUAUGUGAAUGUGGGGAGUGGCGGGACGGCGACGUGGGAGAGUGAUCCGAAUCGCGUGUUUACGGUGCCCGCGGGUUGUGCGACGAAGGGGUCUGUGGGGGAUACGUGGAGAUAG